AUACUGAUCAGCUGAUAAUGAUGUAAUUAUGUAUUUGCGCAUAAUCCAGUUUGUGAAAGGUGCUUUUAGAAAAAUUCCUCCAGCACCUUCGGUUGUGAGAGAAUUUGGCCAAAGUUAUAGAUCAAACAGUAGCUCAUACCACGCAUUUGUUGAAAUGGAUAAGAUUACGGCACUAAGGUAUGAGCGUUUGCCUGAGGAUUCACCUUAUGUAAAACCCUUUCGAAUGUACUAUACGCAGAAUGGUGAAGAAAAGAGUUGGGACUUGCUGAAAGUGCACGAUUCCGUUGCUAUUAUUAUUUACAAUUCAACAACGCAGAAUUUGUUGCUCGUGAAGCAAUUUAGGCCAGCGGUUUAUCAUGGGGUUAUUAGUUCGGCUGAAGGAACUAAUCCGACGACCAUUGAUCUGGAGAAGUAUCCACCGCAGUUGGGGAUAACAGUUGAGCUUUGUGCUGGAAUUGUGGAUAAGAGUAAGCCCUUGGUUGAGAUAGCCAGGGAGGAAGUGUUAGAGGAAGUUGGAUACAAUGUUCCAGUUGAUAGAAUAGAAACUGUCUUGACUUAUCGGUCAGGCGUUGGUGCUACUGGGGCUCAACAGACCCUCUACUACUGUGAAGUAACAAAUGCUGAUAAGGUCAAUUCCGGAGGUGGUGUUGACGGAGAGAUUAUCGACGUAGUCGAAUUAAAUUUAAAUGAUGCUAGGAAUCUUCUAACUCAAGGAUCUGUUGUUACAAGUCCUCCAAGUUGCCUUUUAGGAAUCCUCUGGUUCCUCACGAACAAAGCUCCUAAACCCUAAAAGAGCUAAUUAAAAGACAUAUUAGAUUAAUUGACAACCUUUUACCCAAAGCAGUAAUUAGAAGGGGGAUUUAGAAAUUUAUAUAUUUUUUUGUGGGAACAUUUAUUUAAAACACUAGUCCACUUGUGUUUUCUUCAAUGCGACAAACACGUUCUAACGAUUACAUUUAAUCAGAAAUUGAUUUUGUUUAUUUUUUUUUAAUAGUUAACACGUUACUUUGUAGAAUUAUUCUUUUGUUUUUGAAACAUAGACUUGAAUAAAAAGAACGUUUCGAAAUUCCGUUAGUGAAAUAAAUUAAUAUCUUAUGAAACGUUUUUCCUAAUAAAAAAACAAAAAAUUAUACAAUAAAUAUUGGUAAAUGAGAAGACUCUUUUUUCUAACUCUUAAUAAAUAAAUUUGAAAAAUAAAAUGUGGCACAACUA
Messenger RNA from Phlebotomus papatasi, 1212 nucleotides. Its product is annotated as uridine diphosphate glucose pyrophosphatase NUDT14-like. The record is from RefSeq and is a predicted model, not a curated record. Gene Ontology annotation, molecular function: UDP-sugar diphosphatase activity; metal ion binding. Bases 29 to 790 code for a protein of 253 amino acids. Gene Ontology annotation, biological process: ribose phosphate metabolic process; nucleoside phosphate metabolic process. The transcript has 3 exons. NCBI's taxonomy places the organism in Eukaryota, Metazoa, Arthropoda, Insecta, Diptera, Psychodidae.